UGUGGCCAUCUUGGAGGACCUAAUCAAAUCAACUUAGCAGAAAAAAUAUUUCUACUUUACUACUCUACAUCCUAGAGCAUUUAUUUGUCAAGUAAAUGACAUACAUUUUUUUGAACAUGAAUCUGAAUGAUAUACUCCAAAGUUUAGACUGUUCUGGACAUUUUGGACACGUAGUAAGUACCGAAGAAGCCAUAAUCCUCCACAAUUCGCUUCUAAUUCUUCAAAAUGAAAACCAUUUUAAAGAAGUAUUUUUCUGGGGAAAAAUUUAUGGUUGUGAAAAAGACUAUUUUGUUGCAUACGGUUAUGAGAAAGAUAUUUUGUAUGGGAAAGUAUUCUAUUAUAGCCAGAACUGCAUUGAUUGGGGUUUAAUGCCGAAGGCGACGAAAAUUGGCUUUUUAUUGGCACCCCUAUGCUCCACAAAAUUUCAGGGUGAUCCUUCUCUUAUAAUUGAUAUCCUCAUAGAAAAAGAUGAUACUUUGGUCCCAGGCAAAAGAAAACAGCCCGAACUAAGAAAACUUAAAGAAGAAGACCGUCUAGCUGCUACCGUCUACCUUAUAAUGGACGAAGCUGGAAUUAUACCUAGAGCAGGUAUUUUUCGCAGACCAGAUGGUGUAGUAAUAAAUAACAUCGCGUUUGAAGGACUCAAAGGUAUUGAUGCAAGAGAAUGGUCCUCUUAUGUACAUUUUCGUGUUCCGACAAGAAAACAGAAUACCAAUUUGUUGACGAGAGAUGAUUACAAUUAUGCUACUGAUUUUUUGGACCCCCUCGAUAUUGACAUCCCAGAAGGGUGUUGGAUGUUGUUGAUUAACCAAUCUGAGGAUGUGGUCAUUUUGAAAAACUUAUAUUGGCCUGGUUUAGUUUUUUAUCAUCAUUUGAGAACACCCAAACAUGGCUUUGUGUAUUUUGGUCAUGGUAAAAAAUGUUUAGAUGUUCCAUUUAUGCUGAGUCCUUUCUUGGUAUAAAUAAUUAUUUUGUCAUAUAAGUGUUAUACAAUAAAUAAAUUUACUUUACAGUGAAACAAGUAUUACAUUUUUAGGCAGAUACCAUUUGUAAAUGUAAAAGGGUACCAAAAUCAGAUUGUCUAUUUGAGUAACUUAAUUUAGUUGGUACUUCAAUACAUGUUUCUACGACACGAACUUUAGAGUUUUUCUCAGUACUACCAUUAAACAUGUAGGUAAUUCUGAAAUUGAAUAAGCACUGAAAAUUAUUAAAAAACUGACAUAUUCUGCCUUUCUUAUAAAGGUAUGGGUACAUUAAUCUAUGGUUAAAGCAGUCAUCGUUUCUGAAAAAUAUUUCUACACCCAAAUCAGUAAAUUUCAGCUGAAGGACCUCAGUCAAUGGCCUUUUGUAACUUUAAGUUUCAAUAAAGCACUUUAUUAUUAAUAUUAUAUUCAGUAAAUUUCACAAUAAUCCAUAUAUUUUAUGUACGAAAAGAUGGGUUUCACAUUCUCUUUUACAAUAGGGUGACCAUAUUUCAUUUGACCCCAAAUGCUCCUCAUUGCAAAACGAGAGAAGUCAUGUAGAAGAGGAACCUUUUUUUUUAAUCCUCAAGUCUUAUUUGUUACUUUCCAGUAUAUUUAUGUGUAUCACAUUCGUCAGUGUAAAUCGCAAAGUGCGUAACUCGAUUUAGGAAAAUUUUACAGGAGAGUCAAAAAACUAAUUUAAAUUACAACCCUUGAACAUAUUAUAACUUAAUUUGUUUUUAUAAUGUAAUUUGGACGAAUAAUCAAAUAAAAGCAGCGUUUUGCUGUACAAGAUUAAAUGCUGGACAGACUUUGAAAAAUGCUGCAGGUACCUGUUCAAUAGAUCAAAAUGUUAAUAUAUAUUGGUCACUCUAUUUAGAUUUUGCAAUAACCAUUAAAUUGAUAAAACAUUAUUUCAUAUUUAUUUAACUAAUCAAUGUAUUUUAAUAUAAUUAAUAGUACCUAUAGUGUGCAACAAAUUGUAAAAUUAAACCUUUUAUGUAUGUGUGUGUGUGUAUGUAUUUCUGUUUGGCACUGGUUUCAAAACCAACUGGCCAGUCAAUCUUUAAUUAAUUUUAAUAAAGUUUAUUUUGUGUUAAUUCAAUGAAAGCCACAUUACAUUCUAUAUUUUACAAUCUCCACUUCACAUAUUAUAUGCAAAUGUUCUUGUAAAUACUUGUAUUAAUAUAUUCUGUGAAUUUUGUUUAGUUUGCAAUCUUUGCAUACUGUGCGAUUUGUUAACUAUGCAUUAUUUGCAUAAGGAGCUAUUUGCUGCACUGAAGGUCGUAUUCAUAUGUUGAGAGUAUGUUUGUGAAUGCUUUUCAUAAUGUUUGGGUCAUAGGUGAAAUAUAUAUUAAAUAAUGUCAGUAUUCAUAUAUCAUUUAUAUCUCGCGAGGCCUUUAUGUAAUUCUUUUCAGUCACUAGAUGUGGUUAUAUCCAUAUCAGAUACCCAGAAUUUCUUCUUGGUUUCGAUUACUGCCUUUUCUAUUGGAUUUGUUCUUACAUCUGCUUCAGUUCAAUGUUCCUCAGUUUGUUUGUCCCUGGCCUCCACAACAUAUCUCAUGUGUGCUGCGCUGACAUCUAGUCUACUCAUAAAUAAUAUGUAUAUUUUAUCUACCAGUCUACUUCUCAAUGUAUUCAAAUUUCAAAUGUGUCUUCAACGCAUCUAUUUUUAUGCUUCAAUACUCUCCAAACCUUAUUUUCUUAUUAAAUAUUGAUAUCGUAAACAUUAUUCCAAUUCAAAUAAAAAAAAAUGCUAUCAAUUUUGUCCAGAUGUACAUUGGAUUAGACUGGUGGUUUGGUGCCGUAUUAAUAUUAUAAGAAUAUAGGAAAUAUUUUUUUUAUAUUCGACAAUAUACUUUUUUUUUAUUUAUUUAUUACAACUCCAUGAUAAUGAUAACAUUACAUUUGAAAUUAUCAAAUUAUGUGAAAUUAUAUAGAAUAGAAAUAAAGGUUAUGAAGUAGCGGUGUCGGCGUCGGUGUUCUUCUUAUUGUAAUCGGAAUCGGACCUUAUCAACAGAGACUAU
This is a messenger RNA of Psylliodes chrysocephalus, 2989 nucleotides long. Lineage: Eukaryota; Metazoa; Arthropoda; Insecta; Coleoptera; Chrysomelidae. The record is from the annotation of a GenBank genome assembly.